CUGGCCUCAUCCAUCCUGCCACGCUGCACGCUGACUCCAGCGCGUCUGACAACACCACGCGAGGACCAGCCACCCCGCUCGCCCACCACGGCGCCGCCCACGACUCCGCCAGCCACUCCUUCACUCUCACCUCUUAUCCCUAGGACUCUGCCGCCGGUUCCGCCGCUCGAUCCCGCCAUGGCCUUCGCCUCCUACUCGCCGCACCGCGAGGGCGGCACCAUGCACCUGGACCUGCCUUCACCUACCUACCGCCUGGACGGCACACACUUCGCCCACCUGCAGCAGCUGCGCCGUUCUCUCUCGCGCUCGCCCUCAAAACCUUCGCGCUUCCAGCUGCACAAAUCGGACUCGCCGCGCUCACCCGUCUCACCACUAGCGCUUGCGCGCGCCUUCAGCCCCAAGGCGCACAAGCCUACAAGUCCUAACAAGACCUUCCCUGAGUCGCCUCUGGGACAGGUCGUGCCACCUAAGAAAAAAUUUACCCUGCGACGAUCAACAGCCAACUUUAAAGCGUCACCGCGCACGCGACAGAACUCGAAAAGCCCGCGUCGCAACGCUCUGAGCGACUCGCCAACAGGAGGAAACUCGACAACACCGUUCUAUACCCGCAUCGCCUUUGGCCAAGAAAACGACACACCUGCGCGCCCCUCCAGCUCGGAAUCCAUUGAGAGCAUGGAUACUGACUGCAGGAAGUUUGGUCUAAACGAUAAGCCGAUCAAGUUUGAAUUUGCGCAACGACGUCCGGAUCUCUCACCUGGUGCGCCGGUCAAGUCAAGCCCUCUCAAGCGCAACGACGGUGUCAUGAACUUGAGCGGGACACCAACUGGUUUCAGUCCCGUUGCGAAGAGGAGAAGUCUGCAGAGCGUGUCCAACCUUGGAAACGAUUUCGAGAGUAUAUUCGACCAGGUGGCGAAGCGCGAGAAUGUCCACGCAGUGCAGUCGCCCAUGGAGACCGAGGAGAACAUGACUGAAUUUGAUUUCUCGACACCCAUGAGCAAUUCGCAGUCACCCGUGCGGAGAGCUACAUCACUGAGGAAAUCUACAGUGAUGCAACGAAACGCGAACUCGCCGCGACCAAAGCCGGCUUUCGACGGCGACUUUGCAGUGCCUGGCCUCGCGGCUUCCAAGUCGAAAAACCGAAUGUCGCUCGACGGCGCCGUCGGGCAAAGCACAACCCCUACACAGACCCCUUUCCGCAAAUCGAACUUUGAUGCAGGGCGCAUGGGCUUGCCCACACCCUUCGCCCGAAGCACUGCCGGCGCAACGCAGCCACACCCGCUGUCUUAUGCGCACACUCCCUCUUCAACCACAUCAACUGUCGGUGGAUUCACUCCUAUGGCACCACCACGCGCACCCCACUUUGCAGCUCCACCCAGUCGACAAAACCAGAGUCAUCAAUUUUCACGAUCGCUACCAAUCGGCGUACCGCGCCCACACGCACUAGAGGGAGACGAUGACUCGUUUGACACACCAUUCAAGUCCGUGCAACAAGCACCAGUUGCCUUCUCCACGGGUCUCAUGUCCAAGAAGAAUCGCAAUGCGGACGAGCCUGCCAACGUCUAUGUCAUGCCUGAUACGCCCUCCAAGAGGCAGUCGUAUCCUCCGGCGCAAGCAGACAGGGCUGAUGUCAUUGACACCCCUCUUGUCAAGCGAGGUGGAAGUCUGUUCGGUGACUGGAACCGGCCUCAACCCCAGUUUGGCACUACCAGCACACCCUUCAGCGCACAUGUGUCGAAGCUCUCCACCGAGUCGUUUGGUAAGGGCACAAGCAUCUUUGGCAACAUGAGCGAGUUGCAUCAGCGCCGAGGAAGCAUCGUCAGCGUAGAUGGCGAUGAUGAUCUCCCUGACAGCCAGUCGCCGACCGCCAACCGCACUAUGGUCGACACUAUGACCGACAACGAUACGACUGUUGACGAUAUGCCACCGACUCCUACUAAGGGACAUGGUGCGUCCAGUCGCCGCUCCAAGGAAAGCAGCUUGAGACGCAAGACCUUCCGCUCGCGACCAAGUAUUAGCAAUGAUACGUUCGCAGCACCUGACACCAUGAACGAUUUCAACGGUAAGUCUCAAACGAACACCUCCUUACCAGGAUCGCGUGACGACACCACUCGAUCACCCCGUGAGGAUCUCGAGUCGGUGCACUGCGCCUCCCCUUCUGUACAAGCUUCUCUUGCUCGUGGACGGUACUUACGACACACCAAAAUGUUGGGUCGUCCGUCACCGCUCUCGCAACCGAUACUUCCCUCAAUCAUCUCGUUUGGAUCUUCAUCGCCUGCGCCUGCAUCUCCAGGCAUGGACUCAUCUUUCCAACCUGAGCAGAACCGGCUGUCGCUUGCUGGUAACCGACGUGGUUCACUGAACUUCAACAGCAGCGUUAGCACUUUCCCUCCUGCCACACCAACCACGCCGCGAGACCACUCUGUGUUCUUCGCUGAGAACAAGGGUGCCAUCCCCAUUGGUCUGACCAAGAACGACGUCGAUGAGGCCAUUAGUUCGCGCUUCCAUGAAGUCAAAGAGCUUGAUGGUAGUGAGGGCGAGUUCUCGAAAGUUUACCGUGUCAGCCAGCCGGUGCAGGGUUCCACACCGAACUCUCCAGCUGGGAGCCAAGUGUGGGUUGUCAAGAAGUCCAAGAAGCCAUACUUGGGUAAGGGUGACCGCGAGCGCAAGAUGCGCGAGGUCGAGACUCUAUAUGCACUUCGUGGCAACGAACACGUCUUACAAGUCAACGAUCACUGGGAGGCCAACUCUCACCUAUACAUCCAAACCGAGUACUGCGAGGGUGGCAACCUGCGUCGCUUCCUCGACACUGUCGGGUACAGCAGUCGUCUCGAUGAUUUCCGCAUCUGGAAGAUUCUGCUGGAAUUGUCACAGGGACUCACCUUCAUCCACAACUCGGGAUACAUCCACCUCGACCUAAAGCCGGCCAAUAUCCUCAUCGACUUUGGGGGCUCGCUGAAGAUCGCUGACUUUGGCCUGGCUAGCUCUUGGCCCGCACCGAAGGGCAUCGAUGGCGAGGGUGAUCGCCAUUACCUUGCGCCAGAGGCUCUUUGCGGUCGCUUUGACAAGCCUGCGGACGUGUUCGCCCUCGGCAUGAUGCUGACUGAAAUCGCCGGUAACUGUGUCAUUCCGGAGAAUGGCACUUACUGGACGAAGCUUCGGUCUGGGGAGUUCGAUCACGUUCUUCCUAGUUUGACUUGGAGCGCCGACAGCAGCACCUUGAGCCGUGAUGGUAACGGCGACCCGAUUCUCGAGAACUCUCUAGACACUUUCCUCAUGUCGGACGAGCCUCAUCCCACUGUCCAAGUACGGACAGCCUCGAGUCCAGAGGAGGAGCUUGCCCGCGCUCCUAAGUUCAUGGUCGACUACAUGGAUCCCAACACUAUGGACCAGGUCGUCAAGGCCAUGCUGCACCCUGACCCUGACCAGCGACCCACGGCUGAGCAGGUCCUGCUGUGCUUUGGUUGCCAAUGGGUCGAUCAGAGGCGACGAGCAGGAGCCACUGUGUACGAGGGCAACUUCGGACCCGGCGAGGACGUGCUGGCCACAUAUGCGUUCGACGACGCCGACGCCGACGCCGAUAUGAUGGACAUGAGCUGAACUCUGUCUUCUGUCGAUAGCCAUCGCUUGCGUUGUUCGCUGCCUCCCAGCUUCACAUCGGUUUUGGCACUCUUUCUUGGUUACGCUGAUCUGCAACAACCUGUCGAAAUCUUGCUGUAUAGUACACCUCGACCAGUACUGU
This is a messenger RNA of Boeremia exigua, 3739 nucleotides long. RefSeq lists its product as uncharacterized. The record is from RefSeq and is a predicted model, not a curated record. NCBI's taxonomy places the organism in Eukaryota, Fungi, Ascomycota, Dothideomycetes, Pleosporales, Didymellaceae. The coding region runs from base 178 to 3597 and encodes 1139 amino acids. Gene Ontology annotation, molecular function: ATP binding; protein kinase activity. The transcript is spliced from 3 exons. Gene Ontology annotation, biological process: protein phosphorylation.